AGUCGUAACGCUCUGGAACGGAAGUCAGUUCACAUUUGAGUUCCUGGGUUUUUUUUUUUCCUUCUUCUUCUUUGGGUGUUCUGUAGCUUCCCAGCCCGAUCGUAUGCGGUCCUGCUCCGGCUAACCAGCCGCAAUCUGGAGUGUGUUGCGCCGUGUUGGGAGUGCAGUUCUUGUGCCAGCUGUUUACCCCAGAGAAGCCAGUCGCGUGCGUCUGUCAUCAGUUUCCUGCGUGUGUAUUGGGGCUCUGGUAACACUGAACCGGAAGUAAGACGCACAGCGGCGUCUGGACUGUGAGAGAGAGGAAACUGCUGCGGCUUCUUCGUCAGCCUCAGAAUGACUGAGUUCUGGGUUUGCUUCAGCUGCUGCAUUGCAGAGCAACCACAACCUAAACGACGGCGACGGAUCGAUCGCUCGAUGAUCGGAGAGCCAACAAACUUUGUUCACACCACACACGUAGGCUCGGGGGACAUGGGCCUCGGACUGGCAUCGGUGGACCUCGUUCAGGCCCAGAUGAAAUCUAAAGGCGGCUACGUGCACGGGGGGUCUGAAGGCUCUCAGUUGUAAUGAGCCCGUCACAGUCGUGUGGAAACUACUGUUGUUGAUAUGAGGAAGCAUUUUCAAAAGCAGUUCUGUCUGUGAUGGACGCAGGACCAAAAGAUGAAACUACUGCUUUUCCAUAAUGUUGUACAUAUUUUUAUUUUCCAUUCCUUUUUGUUGUUUUGUUUUCUUUUUUUUUAAUGAAAGCACUGCUAUCCAUUUGCUGCCACACUGUUGCACUGUAAAGAGUAACUGUUAAAAAUAGAUUUGAGGGUUUAGAAAGCUCAUAAAUCUCAGUCAGAUGUAUGCUUGUGUGUAUGCAUGAGGAAAAUGUUGUUUUUUUUUCAAAAAUAUUUGCUUUUGUAGCCCAUUUGGAUGCCUGUAUUUAUUAUCUGAUUUGCAAACGGACCUCACGGUGGCUGGGCCACGCUGGAGACGUGGAACAUUCAGUUUCUUGUCUUUCUUCUCAGAGGUUUAUCAAAGGACAGGUAGCAGGUAGCCAAGCAACACGUGACAUGUUCAUGGUUUUCUCCUGAAAAAUACUCACGGUUCUCUUGAGUUGCUUUCAGGGUCGAAAGAUUGCUGUUUUGUAAUAAACUUGAAACGAGUAGAGUACACUGGACCAUACAUUGUACACUCACACUUGCUUAGGAAUUUCGCCUUGAUUUCAACUGUUCUUUUUUUAUUUUCAAAAUCCAUUUAGAUUUGAACCAUAUAGAAUUUUAAUAAACUAUGAACUUCCUAAUCUGCCUUCAGAAGUCAUGUUUGCUAUUUUUUGUUUUUUUACUAGUUUGAUUUCUGGCUUAGCGCUUUCAAAAAGAUUCAUAUUUUUAUAUGCAUCGCUUUGUUCUUUUAAAGGCUAAUAGAUUAAGAUGUAAACUUGAAAGUAACCAAAUUAUCACUGGGUUCAGGUUUGAUACAGUUAGUUCACUAUGUUUCCCACAUUCCUUUUUUGGGUUGAUCAUAGCUCCUGUUGCAUACUGUCAUGUCAUGACCUAAAUCUCUCUGGACAUGAAAUACAUUUUCACUUCUCGUUCGGCAGAGGUGUUUUUGUCCCUCCUUAGGUCCUAGUGGUUUGAAUGUUCCAUAUCCUAAAUUUGACAGAUGUUCCUAAAUGACAUUCAUUUAAUCUUCUCUGACCCUCCUUUGCAGCAGUGUUUGGGAUUACAUUGCUUUAGUAUUGAAAAUUGUUCUCAUGCGAUUUUUCUUUUUUUUUUAUCAUGAAAUGUAUAUGUAUUGAAAUAAAUCCCCUGUAUGGACCAGUCAGUUAAAUUAUUCCCAGUUUUUCUUUUUGUAAAAAUGUUUACCCACAUUUUUUUCAAGCUGAUAUAAUCUAUACAUGUUUCUUCUUACCCGCAGCUCUUAAUGUCUGAUUAUGUCAGUUAUAUUAACGGUCAGCGUAGAAUUAAUGUUUUCUCUGUUUAAUUGACUGGCUGCUACAUCCAUCGUCCCCUAUAGUGUUGUCAUAUGUUGUACCAGGCUCCAUUGAAAAUAUCAUAGUCCAAAAAAAAAGUGAGAGGUACCUAGCACACCAGCAGGCCUGGAUCUAUCAUUACAUGUGAUUGUUUGUCCUCCACGUGCAUCCUGUAAUUCAACAGCAGAAUGUGAUUGUAUUAUUACUUCGGACUAAAGUCUGUGUGGAUUGUUAAAUGAGUGCUAUUGUAAACUGUUCCCCCGAUACAAGAAUGAAAUCUUUGUUGGUACCAGGCAACGGGAAAUAACAGAUAAAGACACCUCACACACAUUGAAAUCUAUAUAUAUAUAUAUAUAUAUAUAUAUGCAGUAUAUAUAAAUACAUUUGUAAUAUCAUUUACAGCCUUAAAACUGCCGGUUGCAUCUUUCCCAACAUUCACCAACAGAUUUAAUGUGAUUCAUCUACAGCAUUGUUACAGAGAUCUAAUGUUUCAGUUUAAAUGUUUCCGUAGUGAUUCCUGUGUAAAAAGAUCUAAAUGUGUGUAGACUAGUUGGUGUUUUGGGGGUUUUUCCAGCUCUGGGUGAAAUGCUGUGGUACUCCGCUGUGUGUGUGUGUACACACACUGGGAUUGCAGUAUAACUAUGUGACCAGCAGGCUGUGUUGGGGGCCUGCUCGAAUGUGACUGCUGUGUGUUUCCUUUUGGGAUUCCUGUCACGGGACCUUUUUUUGAUUUUUCUUAUUAUGAUGCUGUAAAUGUAAAUACACAACAAAAACUUAAUGGAUCCAUGGUUUAUAUGUUUUCUGGGGUCAUACAUAUAUUUAGAUUAUUUUCCUGUAUAACAAUACAGGGCAGGUAAGGUUGGAGCAGUGUUUUCUUAAUUUUUCUAUAUGUUUUUUUUCCCCAUGAGGAUCUAUCUGAUAUGUAGCUCCCACCUUGCGGGGAAAUUCAUCUGGCUGCAUUUUUUUUUUUUCAGAAUAAAUGAUGAGAAAUAAAUAUUAUCUGUUGA
Molecule: messenger RNA, 2958 nt
Organism: Scophthalmus maximus (turbot)
Lineage: Eukaryota; Metazoa; Chordata; Actinopteri; Pleuronectiformes; Scophthalmidae
Gene: cdc42se2
Product: CDC42 small effector 2
Exons: 5
Coding region: 334-564 (76 amino acids)
Biological process (GO): regulation of Rho protein signal transduction
Cellular component (GO): plasma membrane
Molecular function (GO): small GTPase binding
Source: RefSeq, a predicted model, not a curated record